UAAUAACCUAUAAAGAGUGUUUCUUUUGUCAGUUUUUCAAUCGCUAAACAAAAGUUUAAACAACAAUGGGACAUUUGGGGGUUUUCCCCCUUAAUUUACAAAUGAAAAUGUGUUCGUUUUAGCAAAUGAAGUACAUAUUAAUUAAUAAAUAACUCAAAUACUUCAAUAUGGCUACUAAUAACAACCAGAAUGGUUGGUUAAGUGGCUUAGGCAUAGGAUUUGGGGCCCCAUUGAGCGCAGUACCCGAACAACAGAGCGGAUCUUCACCAGAAAUAAAUCAGUUUGAACAAUUAGACCGAAAUAGCAUUAGUAGCAAUACUUUAAAGAGGAAUCCAAAGAUGGAACUGUCCAAGAAUGAUUUGAUUAAAUUGGUCACUUAUUUUGAAGGGGAGAUUCAGGCUAGGGAUAUUGCCAUUGCUGCCUUAAAGUCUGAAAAAGUGAAACAAGUGGUAAAUGUGGGAAGAUACAGACCGGCAGCUAUGUCUGACCCAUACACAGCCCUUUUAAGAGACAGUGUUGGAGAUGGUCCUACGGCCAAGCCACCAUAUUCUGAGAGAGAUAUGGGAGCUGUGGCUGAUCAUCAGCUUCAAGCAUUGGAGCAGUUGGCUUUGCAACAACGCUGGGCUCACCAGCAUAUGGUUAAUAUACUGAAAGAGGCUGAAGCAAAACACAGAAAGGAACUUGAAGAGGAAAAAUGCAAGCAUGAGCAUGACACCGCGCAAGGUGACGACAUCACAUAUGGCUUGGAAAUGGAGAGAACUAGAUUAAGACAAGAAUUGGAGAUGGAGAGAACGGCUAGGAAAAAAUUGGAGAAGGAAGUCAAGAAGCAAGUGGAGAUGGCGGACGAGGAGAGGGCCAGGCAAAAGCAAAUUGUUCUUCUUUUAUUGGCUGAAAGAAAGAAAAUUAUAGUUAAGUACAUUGAGGAGAGAAAAAGAAGCGAGGAUUUAGCACAGAUAUUGUCGGAAGAAAAAUCCCGAAUCGACAGCAUGGCGGAAGGGUUGGAGGAAGAGAGCAAAAAAUCGCUACGCAUGGAGGCGGAACUGGAAAACCAAAGCCACGUAUACGAUUCCGAAAAGAAAACAUUGAAAACCCAACUUGCACACAAAGUCGCCAGAUGUCAGGAGUUGGAAAUGGAAAUUGAAAAACUCCGCGCUGAAUGCGAAGCUUUAAAAACCAGGGCGACGUUGCCUUGCGAUAGUGCCGCCCCAAUGAUAAGCAGCGUUGCCAAAGUUGUACAGCCCACCUCCACAGUGUCCAGUGUUCCUGUUUCUGGACCAACCACUGGAAUAGCUCAGUCGGUUGCUCCAGGUCAAGUAUUGAGGCAAACUGCCACCAUACCUACUACACCAUUAAAUAAGGUUAAUCCUGGCGGAGUUUCGUCUCCGCAAACUUCGACCAUAAGGACCGGGGCGGGCAAGGGCGCUUUCCACGCGACGCACGCGCAGUUCCAGUCCGCGGCGGCGGCCUCGACCGCCCCGCAAACGCCGCCGAAAAAGGGUUCGGUGGUGGGACGAGGCGUCCCGCCGCCGAUUCCUCCGAACAAGCCGGUGAUCCCGAGCAAAACGGCGCCGGGACGCCGGCCCGACGUCGCCGGCGACGGCGACAAGAAGAAAGUCAACGUGGCAGCGUCGCAGGAGAAGCCGACGGAAGCGCGGCAACCCGGCCAAGGGAUCGAACUGCUGGGACAGGAAUUGGCAGACUUUCAACAAAUGUUUGUAACCAUGGCAACUAGUAAUAAUGCUUAAAGGGUAUUCAAUAUACUUAAUUUAUCUUUUUGUUGGCAGGGCGGGACAGUAGUUGGGCGUUCACAGGACUAUUACCAGUCCCAAAAGUCAACUUUUUCAUGUGAUAAUUACUAAAAAAUACUUAAAUGAGUUGUUCAGUCUUAUUAUUAUUAUUAUUAUUAUUUAAAUGACUCUUGGACGUAUUAUAUUGUAAAGUAUAGAUAUUUAUGAAGAAUAAUAUAAAUACUUCCAAUUAGGUUUAGUGACUUUAGAUACUGAAAUUCUGUUGAAUCUCAUAUUUAAAUAAAAAAAAUGUAUUAUAUCAGAUUGUAUGUAACAAACAAUAACUGUCAACAAUUCUUAGGAUAUUUAACUUUAUUAUUUGAAUUACAAAUCGACACAAUUUUUUUUUCAUUUACUUACUAUUUGCGUAAGUAUUCUUCUCAAAAAUACUCGU
This is a messenger RNA of Brassicogethes aeneus, 2181 nucleotides long. The record is from the annotation of a GenBank genome assembly. NCBI's taxonomy places the organism in Eukaryota, Metazoa, Arthropoda, Insecta, Coleoptera, Nitidulidae.